Messenger RNA from Talaromyces amestolkiae, 1491 nucleotides. RefSeq lists its product as uncharacterized. Gene Ontology annotation, molecular function: RNA-3'-phosphate cyclase activity. NCBI's taxonomy places the organism in Eukaryota, Fungi, Ascomycota, Eurotiomycetes, Eurotiales, Trichocomaceae. Bases 1 to 1491 code for a protein of 496 amino acids. The record is from RefSeq and is a predicted model, not a curated record. Gene Ontology annotation, cellular component: nucleus. Gene Ontology annotation, biological process: RNA processing. The transcript has a single exon.
AUGGCUUCAGAACCGAACAAAUAUGGGGAGGCGCUUUCUGCUACGAAGAUAUCAGAUGAACAAGAAAGAAUGAUACAUCUCGAUGGAAGAAUGCUUGAAGGCGGCGGACAGCUGGUCCGCAAUGCCGUAGCCUUGUCCGCUCUAACAGGCCUACCGAUCACCAUCUCAAACAUUCGAGGCAAUCGCAAAGGACGGAAGGGCUUGAAAGGCUCGCACGCGGCAGCAAUUGGAUUUAUUGCAGAAGUAUGCCAGGGAGAAGUCGUUGAUGGACAUGUCGAUUCUCAGAAGAUGAUAUUUUUUCCUCGGAAAAGGGAUUUCUCACUAAGUCAUGAUCAAAUUGUCCCCUCCGCACAAUUGCAGAGUAUACUAUCCAGACAUACACCAGCUAUAAAACCGGAAUACAACAUACAACAACACACGGCGGGCUCCAUCUCCCUGGUAUUUCAAGCGCUGUACCCAUAUUUGGUCUAUGCCAGUAGCUUGUCAUCGGUUGAUACCAAAGAGCCUAUCAAAGUGCGCAUCACCGGCGGCACAAAUGUCACGUUUUCUCCUUCCUUUGACUACAUCGAACAGGUCCUGGUGCCCAACUUACGAAUACUGGGACUUCCGAUUCUGAAUGCCAGACUGCACAAACGUGGCUGGUCCACCGGACCGAUGGAUCUCGGAUCGGUCACAUUCGACGUCUUUCCUUUAGAGAAAUCGAUAAAACCCCAGACGGACCUUUGGUUCCCAGUUCUCAAACUGUAUGGCCAUCGAAGAACGGCAGUCACCAAGAUAGAUAUUACAAUUCUGGCUCCUGAUAUCAACAUUCAACAAAAAGAAGCACACGGGAACCGCCAAGAUAGGCGAAUAGCCAAGUAUGAGAGACUCCGAAACUACGACUAUGACAUGUUUCCAAACUGGACGAUUCGAGAAUACCUUGAAGAGCAAAGUCAAAAGUCCUUGUGUAAGGCUUUGAGGGGUUUGGACGAUAGGAUUAUCGCUAGAGCACGACCUGAUGGCGGCAAAGAUAAUAGCCAGGAGUUCCCGAUUGAUAUACACCUCUCUGAAGCCACUGGUCACCAUACUCACACCUACAUUUUGCUGGUGGCGCAUAUGUCGAACGGCCUCGUCCUCGGAAGUGAUGCACUUUUCGACGGAUACGAAAAGCGCGACGGACGCACUAAAAGCGGUAACGGUGGUAAUAAUACUGUGGCGACUUUAGACAAUCUAGUAAACAAGUGUGUUGCUAGCCUUGUGGAAGAAUUGAGAGGGUUGAAUACAGAUGCCACAAGCACCAGACAUCAGCCGGCCGUCGAUGCCCAUAUGCGUGAUCAGCUGGUCAUUUUUGAGGCUUUAGGCUUACUGGGCCAGCCUGCAAGACAGAUUCGUGAAGCCGGUGUAUUGAAAGAGCAUGGCGGCGAGGACGAGCAAUACUGGAGUCUGCAUACGCGGACUGCCCGAUGGGUGUGCGAGCAGAUUCUGGGGCAAGGUGUUUGGAACAACACCUGA